AUGGACCUAACGCUAUUGUUUGUUGCUUUCCAACUAAAAUUGCAGAACGUAUUCUUUGCUGUUACAGACACAAGUACGGUGACAGUAAUUUGGGCAAUGACAGCAAUGAUGCAAAAACCAACAGUCAUGAAAAAAUUGCAAGCAGAAAUUAGAGAAAUCAUGGGAAAGAAACAAAUGCUAGAUGAAGAUGAUGUUCAAAUGCUUCCCUAUCUCAAGGCAGUUGUUAAGGAGACAUUCAGGUUGUACCCAGCCGUACCACUUCUUGUGCCUAGAGAAACAAUUAGAAAAUGCACCAUUGAUGGUUAUGACAUUCAACCCAAGACCUUAGUUUAUGUAAAUGCUUGGGGCAUUGCAAGAGAUCCUGAGUAUUGGGAAAACCCAGAUGAAUUUUUGCCAGAGAGAUUCUUGAAUAGUACUGUUGAUGUGAGAGGGCAAGAUUUUCAAUUGAUCCCAUUUGGAGCAGGCAGAAGGGGCUGCCCUGGGUACCCUAUGGGACUUGUAACAGUGGAGCUUGUGCUGGCCAAUAUUUUGCACUCAUUUGAUUGGGAAUUGCCUCCUAGGAUGAAGAAGGAAGACAUUGACACAGAUGCUUUGCCUGGUCUUACCAUGAACAAGAAACACCCAAUACACAAUGUACUAAAGAAAAGACUUUUUCUAAUUGAUGCAUGUAGGGCACACGAUGAGCACAUCAAGAAAUGA
Molecule: messenger RNA, 699 nt
Organism: Coffea eugenioides
Lineage: Eukaryota; Viridiplantae; Streptophyta; Magnoliopsida; Gentianales; Rubiaceae
Product: cytochrome P450 71A1-like
Exons: 2
Coding region: 1-699 (232 amino acids)
Molecular function (GO): iron ion binding; heme binding; oxidoreductase activity, acting on paired donors, with incorporation or reduction of molecular oxygen
Source: RefSeq, a predicted model, not a curated record